UAAAGAUAAUUGAAUAAAACGAGCUACCAACCAUGUGACAGCGUGCUCUCCUUACGGCUGUACCUAAUUCUACCCGUUAUUAAAAUCUUCAGGUUCACGUGCCGUCCGUCUCUCCAGCAGCAGCACUCAUCCAGACAUUGCCUUUCCUUUUCUUGUGUGUGUAUGUGUGUGUUAAUCGCGUAUAACCAGGGACCGGUGCCGGGAAGUCUAUAUACAGCCUUAGAAUGAGCCACAAGGACAUUUAGAUUUAUAACUAUGAGAGGGACGCAAGGGGCAAGUAAACUGACUGUAGACUGUGGAGAUUUACCUUUGUAGUGUCUCUCCUUGGUCUCAUUUUCAUUAUUUUCCUCGGUAACCGUUAUGUGUCUGGUUAGUUUGUGUUUCUCUCGCAUAUUCUCGUCUCUCCCUUCAGUUUAAGGUGUAGAAUGUAGAGAUUUACAUUUUUAGCGACUCUCCUUGGUCUCAUUUUCAUUAUUUUCCUCGUUAACUGUUAUGCGUCUGGUUACUUUGUGUUUCUCUCCCAUAAUCUCAUCCUUCCGUGCAGUUUAAGGUGUUUGAAUGCGGCGCGGGGUGGUGCGCGCGGCGGCCACCAGGGCGGCGCCACUUCAGUGUAAACAUGGCCAGGCAGGAGGACGAGCUGGAUUUCACGUCGGGGCGCUUCAACCCCGCCCGGGCCCUCGCCACACCCGAUGCCCCGCUCCCUGACCCCGAGGCCGAGACGUUCGAGGACCUGUACCGCUUUAGGGAGGCGGUGCACGGCCAGAGGCUUAACGUAGAGCAGGAGAUCCCCGGCGUGCUUGGCCCCGGCGGCAUCCCCAGACCACAAGUUCGCCAGGUUCCCGCUGACAGGCAGUUUACUCCAGAGCAAGGCCUGCUGAGGGGAAGGGGUCGCCGCCGGGCCCGCAACGUGAUCACCCGCAUGGACGAGAUGACUGGCCCGCUGGCACUCCUCAGGCAGUGCCGGGACAACAACACUCGGGUCAAGGUGUACACGCGGAACCACAGCGAGGUGCGCGGCGUCUUGACCGGCUUCGUGGUGGCCUUCGACAAGCACUGGAACCUGGCGCUGCGGGACGUGGACGAGGUGUUCCAGAAGAAGAUAUCGUGCAAGGCCCCUGUGUUCGGUGACAUCAGCAAAUUCGUGAGAGUGGGUGACCUGAGCAUCCAAAGCGACAUAAAGGAGGACACAGACACGAGCUCGGACGACGACGAAAUGGGAGGAAGGUACGCGAGAAAGGGAGAACGACCGGCAGCAGGUGCAACAGGUGGUGGAGGUGGACGAGGCAGAGGAAGAGAGGACAGGAGUGAAGAGGAAUGUAGGUGGCUCAUGAUUCAAGAUGCUGUGGAGGCUGCCGCGAGGAUGUCAAUGGAGGUGGAUUAUACAAAGCCCGGGACCAGUGAAGCCCAGGAUGCACGCCGCCUUAUCCUGGCUCAAGGGACGCAGAACUGGAAAGACAAUGGAGCGAAAAGAAAGAAGAAGGAUGGGAAGGUGGAUGAAGAUGAAAACAAAGGAGCUAAGAAGAAGGAAGGAAAGAAGAUGCUGCAACUGGAGGAGAAGGAAGAAGAGGAGAAUGUGGAGGAAGGUGAGGCAAAGAAGCGAGUGAGGAAGAGGAAGAAGAGAGAGAUAAGGAAGAGGCACGUCAAUCAGCUGUUGGUGCGAGGAGAGAAUGUGGUGUUGAUCGCGGUGAUGAGACCAUGAGGAGCCACCACCACCACCACCACCACCACCCACCACCACCACCACCACCACUGUGAUAUGUGAUAAGAACUUGAUUAUGCAUGAGAAGAAAAAAAAAAAAAAACACUCCUCCCCGCACACACAGCUGACAUCUCUUGGUCUAUUGGUCUGUUUCCCUUUCCCAAGAUCCCAAGUUCGUCUCCAACUCACGCUUUAGGAAUGAGCGAGGUAGACUGAGGAAGCUUAUACUAUACCUUGUCCCUCCUCUCUCUCUCCCUCUCUCUCCCUGAAGGCUACAAGGAAGGACAGAAAAGGGCAUGGAAGACAGGACACAAAAGCAGCAAGUGGGUCAGGUUACGUCCGUCACUUCCCCCACAAAAAUAAAUAAAUGACAACAGGAAAAAUAAGUGUCUUUUUUUUCUCAAUUUAGGUUAUAUAUAUGAAAAAUGUGCCUUGUGAACUGUAUAAUAAUUUGUUUCGAGAUUAUUGUUUGUUUGUUCGUAUUUAUUUGUUUAAGCAGCUCAGAGCAACUAUUUAUUUUCUUUUAUUUUUCCUCUUCCUCUUUUGCUUUCCGUCGCUCAAGGAUUUUCGUGGAAGCCAUUCGUUGACCUCAGAGGAAAAAUAAUAAUUAAAUGUAACCAAAUAGAAGCUAAUGCAAUA
Messenger RNA from Eriocheir sinensis (Chinese mitten crab), 2338 nucleotides. RefSeq names its product U7 snRNA-associated Sm-like protein LSm11 (gene Lsm11). The record is from RefSeq and is a predicted model, not a curated record. The coding region runs from base 617 to 1699 and encodes 360 amino acids. Lineage: Eukaryota; Metazoa; Arthropoda; Malacostraca; Decapoda; Varunidae. Gene Ontology annotation, molecular function: U7 snRNA binding. Gene Ontology annotation, cellular component: U7 snRNP. Gene Ontology annotation, biological process: mRNA 3'-end processing by stem-loop binding and cleavage. The transcript has 5 exons.